Messenger RNA from Urocitellus parryii (Arctic ground squirrel), 1853 nucleotides. RefSeq names its product BTB domain containing 19 (gene Btbd19). Gene Ontology annotation, molecular function: protein binding. The record is from RefSeq and is a predicted model, not a curated record. NCBI's taxonomy places the organism in Eukaryota, Metazoa, Chordata, Mammalia, Rodentia, Sciuridae.
CCCUGGACUACUGGCGCUCCGGCCUCAGCCUCUCCAGGUCCCCUACCUCUACCCCCACCAUAUCUAUCCCUAUUCCUGAGCCUCUCUUCAUCCCUAAACUUUAGAUUCUCAGUAAACAGGCUUCCUGAGCUCCUGCCUCUCUCAGGCCUUUCUAAUCUCACCAGCUCUAAGGCCUGACCAGGCCUCCCACAGACCAACAGCAGCAGACCUCCUAAACCACUCCACUUUCUUUUUCUCCCUGCCCCACUCCAUGCAUGGAGAAUCCAGGACUAGUUGUGCAUGGGCAGACUGCUUCCUUUUCCACAGCACUUCGAAGUCUUGUCAACAACCCCCAAUACAGUGAUGUUUGCUUUGUGGUCGGUCAAGAACGGCAGGAGGUAUUUGCCCACCGGUGCCUGUUGGCCUGUAGAUGCAACUUCUUCCAGCGACUGCUGGGCACAGAGCUGGGCCCCGGGGUGCCUAGUCCUGUGGUGCUAAGCACUGUGCCAGCUGAGGCCUUCUUGGCAGUGCUGGAGUUCCUGUAUACCAACAGUGUCAAGUUGCACCACCACUCUGUGCUGGAGGUGUUGACGGCAGCUGUGGAGUAUGGGCUAGAAGAACUGCGAGAGCUGUGUCUGGAGUUUGUGGUGAAGGUGCUGGACGUGGAAUUGGUUUGUGAGGCUCUGCAGGUGGCUGUAACCUUUGGCCUGGGGCCGCUGCAGGAGCGGUGCAUAGCUUUCAUAGAAGCCCACAGCCAGGAGGCGCUCCGGACCCGUGGCUUCCUGGAGCUGUCGGCCGCUGCGCUGCUUCCCCUGCUGCGCAGCGACAAGCUCUGCGUGGACGAGCUCGAGCUGGUCCGGGCAGCCUGGAGCUGGGCGCGCGUGGGCGCGGCGGUGCUGGAGCGGCCUGUGGCUGAGGUGGCGGCCCCGGUGGUGCGAGAGCUGAGGCUGGCCUUGCUGGCCCCGGCGGAGCUGAGCGCCCUGGAAGAGCAGAACCGGCGGGAGCCGUUUAUCCCGGUGGAGCAGAUCGUGGAGGCGUGGAAGUGUCAUGCCCUGAGGAGAGGGGAUGCGGCCCGGGGAGCACUGUGCCGCCGACGGAGGGGGACCCUGCCCCGGGAGCACCACCGCUUUCUGGACCUGCCCUUCAAGUAACUCAAGGCCGUGACUAGAGAGGAAUUCCUGGCCUACUCAAAACUGCAGUUCCCAACGUGCUCUGCGGUUGGAGCGGGCUUCCGCUCCCAGCAUGCCGCGCCUUCCGGGAGCCGGAAGGCUUGUUCUCGGGUGCCGCGCCCUGUGCGAGACGACCGGCCUAGGGCGGGGCUGUGAGAAGAGUGCUGGUCCAGUGCCUUCUCACGAUGGCGAAAUCCAAAAGCGAGGGUUUCUUUCACUCCACGGCGGGGCACUCUCGUGCGCAGGUGUACUCUGAUUGCGCCCACGUGUCUAUUCGGUCCAGCCUCUUCUUUAAUAAUAGCUCUUCCUCCUGGAGAUCGUUCCUUGAGUGCCCCACAGACACCUCAGUGCACAAUCGAGCUCCCUGUCUUUCCCCCAGCACUGUCCCGGUUCUGUUUCUCAUUUCCGUGAGCGCCCACGCCGGAAACUUGGACGUCAUCAUUGCCCCAUCCCUCUCCCUCGCACUUGCCUCAGGUCUUUCUACUUCUUAAAAGAUCUUUCCAGAUGUUUCAGUCUUUAGCCUAUCCUGCCUAUCACGUCUUAUAACCCUUCUUGUCUUCACCCCUCAAUCGAUUUCCCACAUGCAGUCAGCCCUAUCAGAUUGUCAAGUCGACUUCCCUUAAGUCCCUCUAUAUCCCUAAUACACUCGCUGGGCAUUCAAAACUAUUGUGGUUUCUGAGCAUUUAGCAACUCUUCUUUCAUCCC